AUGGCAUGCGCCGUCUCAGUCUCGGGAGUUGCAGUACGGCCAAUAAGUGCUGGAGGCCACCACUGGGGCCGAUUGGAUGCGCUUCCCGCCUCUUUCAGUCUCUCAGCUGCUCCAUCACUAGGUGCCGAAGCAUUGGCAGUGGAACCUGAGUCGCCAUACACGGAAGGGUCUGCCCAGGGACCUUAUGGGCAAGCGGAUAGUGACAACGACGUUUGGGACCUGGCUUUUCUAGAGGAGCAGCUGCGUGAAUCUUCGCGGUUGGGGAACACUGCCGCAAAGGGCUUCACAAGCUGCUCUGUUUCGUUCUCCGACGGAUACGCAACGUCUCCUGUCGUGGAAGUAAAAGGGGAAGGAGCAGGGCAAGACACCGCCACUGCUGUAUUCGUCGACGAGAGCGCUCGCUUUUGGCUUCACGGGGUGAAAAGCGGGGUUCAAAUUCCUUCGAGCUUCCGCUUUGGGACGGAGGAGCCAAACGGAGAUUAUGCAGAUAUCCAUCCACCAAAAGGCAGUGGGGAACACACCUACACCGUUGUACUCUACGGAGGGACUUUGGACUCAGGGCCUUUGCUCUCAUCCCUGCGAAAAACACCUUGGCAUAAUAGGAAACGUGCUGUUGGAUCGUUAGAGGCCAUUGAGAGCGACUUUGUGCGGCGAAAUGCAGGAAAGUCUGUGGAAGAGCUGUGCAGAUGUUCAGUAGUGGUCUCUCAUGAAGAUAUUGCCAAACAAGAGUGA
Molecule: messenger RNA, 732 nt
Organism: Eimeria mitis
Lineage: Eukaryota; Apicomplexa; Conoidasida; Eucoccidiorida; Eimeriidae
Exons: 1
Coding region: 1-732 (243 amino acids)
Source: RefSeq, a predicted model, not a curated record